Molecule: messenger RNA, 3975 nt
Organism: Cucurbita moschata (crookneck pumpkin)
Lineage: Eukaryota; Viridiplantae; Streptophyta; Magnoliopsida; Cucurbitales; Cucurbitaceae
Product: phytochrome B-like
Exons: 4
Coding region: 188-3583 (1131 amino acids)
Biological process (GO): detection of visible light; protein-tetrapyrrole linkage; red, far-red light phototransduction
Cellular component (GO): nucleus
Molecular function (GO): photoreceptor activity; protein homodimerization activity; phosphorelay sensor kinase activity
Source: RefSeq, a predicted model, not a curated record
UUUUUUUUUUUUUUUUUUUUUUUUUUUUUUUUUUUUUUUUGGUUUGUUUGAUGCCUUGCUGUUCGCCGGAGAAUCCUGCUUUCUUAGCUCCGUCGCUGCCGGUACUGAAACGAGAAUCGUUGGUUUGGAUUUGAAGAAUUUGUGUAAGUAAGUGAAAGUUAGUGGAAAGAAUUUUGUUGUGAAGAAAAUGGUUUCCAGUAAUCGAGCGACGCAUUGGCAUCAACAACAAGCACAGUCCUCGAACACGAAUACCAGCAAUUUCCGAUCUCACCGUACAGAUUCUAUCAACAAAGCCAUAGCGCAGUACACAGCCGAUGCUCGUCUUCACGCGGUGUUCGAGCAGUCAGGUGAGUCUGGGAAAUCUUUUGACUACUCACAAUCUAUAAGAACUUCGACGCAAUCUGUGCCGGAGCAGCAAAUUACUGCUUAUUUGUCGAAGAUUCAAAGAGGCGGCCAUAUCCAGCCCUUUGGAUGUAUGAUAGCCAUAGAUGAGGCUAGUUUUCGGGUUAUUGCAUACAGUGAGAACGCUAGGGAAUUGCUCGGUUUAACUCCCCAAUCAGUGCCGAGUCUUGAAAAGCCUGAGAUCCUCACAAUUGGGACUGAUGUACGGAAUUUGUUCACUUCCAACAGUGCAAUUCUGCUCGAGAAGGCAUUUGGGGCGCGAGAAAUCACUUUGUUGAACCCUGUUUGGAUUCAUUCCAAGAAUUCUGGUAAGCCUUUUUACGCAAUUUUGCAUAGGAUUGAUGUGGGAAUUGUGAUUGAUUUGGAGCCUGCAAGAACGGAGGAUCCUGCCCUUUCUAUUGCUGGCGCAGUCCAAUCGCAAAAACUUGCGGUACGUGCUAUUUCUCAGUUGCAAUCACUCCCUGGUGGAGAUAUUAAACUGUUGUGUGAUACUGUGGUUGAGAGUGUUAGGGAGCUUACUGGAUAUGAUAGGGUUAUGGUGUAUAAAUUUCAUGAGGAUGAGCAUGGUGAGGUUGUGGCUGAAAGCAAGAGGGCUGACUUAGAGCCAUACAUUGGAUUGCAUUAUCCUUCUACUGAUAUUCCUCAGGCAUCAAGAUUUUUGUUUAAGCAAAACCGUGUUAGGAUGAUCGUUGAUUGCAAUGCCUCUCCAGUUCGUGUAAUUCAGGAGCCAGGGCUUAUGCAACAUCUAUGCUUGGUGGGUUCAACUCUUCGUGCUCCCCAUGGCUGCCAUGCUCAGUAUAUGGCCAAUAUGGGCUCCAUUGCUUCGUUAGCAAUGGCAGUUAUUAUCAAUGGUAAUGAUGAUGAAGCUAUUGGCGGGCAAAACUCAACAAGGCUUUGGGGUUUGGUUGUAUGCCACCAUACUUCUGCUCGGUGUAUUCCGUUCCCGCUUCGGUAUGCCUGUGAGUUUCUAAUGCAAGCCUUUGGGCUUCAACUGAAUAUGGAAUUGCAGUUGGCUUCACAGAUGUCUGAGAAACAUGUUUUGAGGACUCAAACUCUCUUGUGUGACAUGCUUCUUCGUGAUUCCCCAACUGGGAUUGUUACACAGAGUCCAAGCAUCAUGGACCUAGUAAAGUGUGAUGGGGCAGCUCUCUACUAUCAAGGGAAAUAUUACCCUCUGGGUGUUACGCCAACCGAGGCCGAAAUAAAGGAUAUUGUGGAAUGGUUGUUGGCUUUCCAUGGAGAUUCAACUGGUUUAAGUACAGAUAGCUUGGGUGAUGCUGGAUAUCCAGGGGCAGCCUUGCUAGGUGAUGCAGUUUGUGGAAUGGCUGUUGCUUACAUCACAAAAAGGGAUUUGCUAUUUUGGUUCCGAUCACAUACAGCAAAAGAGAUCAAAUGGGGUGGCGCAAAGCAUCACCCAGAGGAUAAGGACGAUGGUCAAAGAAUGCAUCCACGUUCAUCAUUCAAGGCAUUCUUGGAAGUUGUAAAAUCCCGUAGUUUACCAUGGGAGAAUGCAGAAAUGGAUGCAAUUCACUCAUUGCAGCUUAUUCUGCGAGACUCAUUUAAGGAAGAUGUGGCAAUGACUUCAAAGGCAGUUGUGCACCCUCAACUAGGGGAUCUUGACUUGCAAGGGAUCGACGAGCUCAGCUCAGUUGCAAGAGAAAUGGUCAGGUUAAUUGAGACUGCAACUGCCCCUAUCUUUGCUGUAGAUGCCGAUGGUCAUAUCAAUGGAUGGAACGCGAAGAUAGCUGAGUUGACUGGGCUUGCAGCUGAGGAAGCUAUGGGGAAAUCCUUAGUUCGUGAUCUUGUGUAUAAAGAAUCUGAAGAAACAGUCGACAAACUUGUUUCCCGGGCUUUAAAAGGUGAAGAAGACAAAAAUGUAGAGAUAAAAAUGAAGACAUUUGGGCCGGAAGAUCAAAGAACGCCAAUUUUUGUGGUUGUAAAUGCUUGCUCUAGCAGGGACUACACCGAUAAUAUAGUUGGCGUUUGUUUUGUUGGUCAAGAUGUUACCUGCCAAAAAGUGUUCAUGGACAAAUUUAUUAGCAUACAAGGUGAUUACAAAGCAAUCGUUCAUAGUCCAAAUCCUCUUAUCCCUCCAAUAUUUGCUUCAGACGACAAUACAUGUUGCUCAGAAUGGAAUACCGCCAUGGAAAAGCUCACUGGAUGGUCCAAAGAGGAGAUAAUUGGAAAAAUGCUAGUAGGAGAAGUUUUUGGAAGUUGUUGUCGACUGAAGGGUCCAGAUGCAUUGACCAAAUUUAUGAUUGUCUUGCACAGUGCAAUUGGUGGGCAGGACAAUGAAAAAUACCCCUUUUCUUUUUAUGACAAAAAGGGGAAAUAUGUGCAAGCUCUCCUAACAGCAAAUAAGAGGAUGAAUAUGGAGGGUCAGAUUGUUGGAGCUUUCUGCUUCUUACAGAUAGCUAGUCCUGAAUUGCAGCAAACUCUUAGAAUGCAGAGGCAACAGGAGAAGAACCGGUUCGCUAGGAUGAAAGAGCUGGCUUACAUUUGCCAGGAAGUGAAGAGUCCUUUGAGUGGUAUACGCUUCACUAACUCACUUUUGGAGGCUACAGAUUUGAGUGAAGAUCAAAAACAGUUCCUCGAGACCAGUGUUGCUUGUGAAAAGCAGAUGUUGAAGAUUAUAGAAGAUAUGGAUUUGGAAUGCAUUGAUGAUGGUACGAUGGAACUUGAGAAGGGGGAGUUCUUAUUGGGAAGUGUUAUCAAUGCUGUUGUUAGCCAAGUAAUGAUACUCCUCAGAGAAAGGAACUUACAGCUGAUCCGUGAUAUACCAGAAGAAGUAAAGACUAUGGCUGUCUAUGGCGAUCAAAUGAGGAUUCAACAAGUCUUAGCUGAUUUCUUGUUGAAUAUGGUCCGUUACGCACCCUCUCCAGAAGGUUGGGUAGAAAUACGUGUCUGUCCAUUCCUGAAGCAAAAUCCAGAUGGACAUACUCUUGCACACACUGAAUUCAGGAUUGUAUGCCCUGGGGAAGGUCUACCACCUGAGUUGGUUCAGGACAUGUUUCAUAGUGGCAGAUGGGUGACUCAAGAAGGCUUAGGCUUAAGCAUGUGCAGAAAGAUAUUGAAGCUCAUGAAUGGUGAAGUCCAGUACAUCAGAGAGUCUGAAAGGUGUUAUUUCUUGAUCACUCUCGAACUCCCCUUGACAGAGAGAGGCCUAAACGACGUCGGUUAGUUUCUUCGACCCCUUACAAACUUUCCCCCAUUAACAUAAGAUACUUGUGUAAUUUUCGAGUCAUUGUUCAUAAGCCGAGCUCUGAACUUACAUGUCGUCGAGGCCGUGUGAUAUAAUUAGUAGGCGAAUAAUAAAGACUGUUUUAUGUACAUCACUUCACUGACCUGCUUGUUCUAGAUGAGAUGCUGCUAGUGCUAUUAGGUACUAUAGAAUUGUCCUUGUUGCUGUUAGAGAUUGUUGUAUUAGAGGAUUUGAAGGUUCUGUUGUGGUUAAGUUGAGUUGCAUCUUCAAUUCCCUCUGUUCUUACCAUUUCUUCUGUAAUAUUAUGAAGUACUAUUUGAGCUGCUGGCUUAUAGGAAAGGGAGAAUGAAUAUUUUGAGAUUUUUAAGUUA